Aspergillus nidulans FGSC A4 is the source of this 1668-nucleotide messenger RNA. Its product is annotated as ribonuclease H family protein. The record is from RefSeq and is a predicted model, not a curated record. The coding region runs from base 1 to 1461 and encodes 486 amino acids. Gene Ontology annotation, molecular function: hydrolase activity; nucleic acid binding; nuclease activity. The transcript has 3 exons. Lineage: Eukaryota; Fungi; Ascomycota; Eurotiomycetes; Eurotiales; Aspergillaceae.
AUGUCCCUCCCCGCCGUCCCCGAAGCCUACAUCCCCCGAGACCCAAGCACCCUCUCCAUCCCGCAAGCGACUGGCGGAGAAGCGGAACCCUUGAUCUGCGAGCUGUCCAGCCCACAGAAACGGCAAUCCAAAUCCAAACCACAGCAGCAAGAGUUAUCACCGGCGCUUUCCGGGCCACGGCAUCUGCGGGGCUUAACAUCGCGGCACACUUACUCCCAGAGCAACGCUCUUGGAGAGAAAGAUGAUAGCGACAUCCUCUGGUUUCAUACUGGCACAGCCAUGGACAUGGUGGAAAGGGUGAGGAGAGGAGAAGAUAUCGGAAACGGACACCUAGGCAACGGGUGGCGGCCAUGGAGCUGGAGCCCUUUGGAGAAGAUCCAAGACUUCACAGAAAGGGAGAUCGGGAAAGACAGCCUCAGGAACCUCGAGCAAAUUUUGCCAUUCUCUGUCGCGCCGCACUGGGUCUCCCCAGACAUAAUAAUCGACGGGGACGCAGAGACCGCGAUAGAGACACACCGAAACAUACUGAACCGCGCACCACGCCCUAUAGCACUGUACACUGAUGGCAGUGGAAUCAACGGUAGAGUGGGAGCAGCCGCAAUAUGCCCGAAAUAUCUGAUAUCGCGCUCGUCGUAUAUGGGGCAACAAUCGGAGUCAACGGUAUACGUCGCGGAACUACAGGGGAUCCUGCUAGCCCUGGUGAUUAUUCUCCAGCGCCAAAUGCAACACGCAGUCAUCUUCACAGAUAACCAGGCUACGCUCCAAGCACUACGAAACCCGGGCAGUCAGUCAGGACAGUAUAUCCUGGAAGCCAUUAUAAUGGCGCUAAACAAAGGGCGGAAGGCGGGAUUAAAUGUUCACUUUCGUUGGAUUCCCGCACACAGAGGUGUCGAGGGAAACGAACAGGCAGACCGGAGAGCAAAGGAGGCAACAGGAUGGCGACGGAUCCGGGGCCACCGAGGCAGAAUGACCAUUAGGUCGGCCGUGAAGAGAAGGGCCCAUGAAGUUGUGAAUGCCCGAUGGGAAAAUGAUUGGAAAUCAUGCCAUCAUGGCCGGGAGCUAUACGAAUUAACGCCAACACCAACAAGGAAGGUCCUCAGGGUGCAUCAGGACCUACACAGAGCGCUGAGCACGAUAAUUGUCCAAAUGCGCACCGGCAAGAUUGGACUCCGCCACUAUCUCUAUCAGAGAGGAGUACCGGAUGUACCAAACAGCGAUUGCCAAUGCGGAAGAGCGACACAAUCGGUCCGCCACAUCCUUCUCGCAUGCCCUACCUUCAGCGGCCUACGGGAGGAAAUCUUCGGUGGACGAAGUGGGGGACCAGAAGGGGAGGGAAGCGUUAAGAAAAUCUUCAACACGCCUAAGCUUGCGAUCCAAGCAGCCAAAUUCAUGCUACGCACAGGGCUCCUUGGGCAAUUUGGAGCUGUACGCAGGGCGGAAAUAGACGAGGCAGAGCACUGAAGUCAUUGGGUACGUAGAAGACAAUAGAGGGUUUGGGGAACCCUGGACAGCUGUCCAAGCGGAGCCAAACCCUCAGGAUGUUGACAAUUAUGGGUGGAUAUAGUAUUAGCAACCGCCCCGACCAUCCUAGUGGGGGGUGUUUUCCCGCAUAGCCAUAGAUAUCAUUGGCUGGGACGGUGUAUGAAUUAAUCCGAAAUCCGAAAUCCG